AUGGAAGUUAAAAUUGUCUUCCAGAGCUUUGGAUGUUACAAAUUUAUGAUCUUGAAGGGGUUGUACAUGCCUAUGCUGGAGAAAAUUGGUCAAGUGGGAAGGCCGCUCAAGAAUGCAAGAUUUGUGAAAUUGAAGAUCUUGAGUGUGGUUUUGUUUCAGGAUCAAGUCCACAUUCAACCCAUUUCUCCUUCAUGCAACCUAGUUGCAAACACUACCUUUCAACCUUUCUCCCGUUCUUCCAAUUCCAAUACAUCUUUUUUGUUUAAAGAAAACCUUGGCCAAAUUCUGCUUCAUGGGGCUUCUCUCACACUCGUGUAUAACCUUCUCUCUCUUAAACAUCACUAA
Molecule: messenger RNA, 345 nt
Organism: Vicia faba (fava bean)
Lineage: Eukaryota; Viridiplantae; Streptophyta; Magnoliopsida; Fabales; Fabaceae
Source: the annotation of a GenBank genome assembly